Messenger RNA from Nannizzia gypsea CBS 118893, 873 nucleotides. RefSeq names its product carbonate dehydratase. Bases 1 to 873 code for a protein of 290 amino acids. The transcript has 2 exons. Gene Ontology annotation, molecular function: zinc ion binding; carbonate dehydratase activity. The record is from RefSeq and is a predicted model, not a curated record. Lineage: Eukaryota; Fungi; Ascomycota; Eurotiomycetes; Onygenales; Arthrodermataceae.
AUGAUUUUAUCUCGCCAAGUUGCAGCUUUUGCUGCCCUUAUUACGUCUGUCUCGGCUUCAUGUUCAUUUAGAACGUUUUUGGACCCCUACUCUGUUACAAGCGAGGGACAUGUCCCGGUAUCUUCGUUCAACUAUACUGGCGAAGGUGGCCCCCUUCAUUGGGUCGGGCUGAAUCCCACUGCCAAUUGGGAAUGUGGCUACGAUUAUACACAGUCUCCAAUUGCUAUCGACUCGCAGACUAUCAAAUAUGCGGCCAAAGGCUCAGUGAAGAUGGAUAUCCCAGCCGCCAGGAUGUCACUCUUUGAGAAUCUAGGUUCCACCGUCGAGGUACCUGCCAGUGGAAAGCUCGAAAUCAAGGGCAAGAGCUACAAGCUUGUGCAAUUCCAUUUCCACACUCCCAGCGAGCAUCGAGUCGACGAGGAAUACGCUCCUAUGGAAGUUCAUUUUGUGUUUCAAAGGGUGGAAGAAAAGUCCAUUGCCGUGAUUGGAUUCCUCAUUGAGCUGUCGCCUUACGGACGUUCCACCCCGUUGUUGUCCCAGGUCUUUGCAAAUCUGCAUAAGAUUACAACUCCUGGAUCGGUAACCAAAAUACGACAACUAGAUUUCUCUAGUGUAGUCGAUACCUUACACAAGAACGAUAUGUACACCUACACUGGUUCACUCACAACUCCACCGUGCAGCAACAAGGUUUCCUGGUAUAUUAGUACUGCGCCUCUCUCCAUAGAUGUGGUAACUUUCAACGCGGUCAAGAAAGUGGUUAAGUAUAACGCCCGGUAUACCCAAAACUCACUGGGCAGGGAGAAUUUGUUGGAAAUCGCAGCAGGUGAUAUUGGGUGUCAAGGAAACCGCCUACGUGUUCAGGCUGACCCGUAG